GUUCUCCGCUUUCCUGCCUCGGUUCUGGAGCCACCCUCUGGUACGCAGAUCUGCCUUCUUAAGACUCUUACCUUCCCCAAGAAAGGAGCACAGAGCAGGAAGAAGGAAUGACCUCUGAUCUCCUGUCAGACAGAGCCCGGGAAUCAAUAACAUUCAAGGACGUGGCUGUGGACUUUACUCAAGAAGAAUGGAAACAGCUGGACCCAGCGCAGAGAGACCUGUACAGGGAUGUGAUGCUGGAGAACUAUAAGAACCUGGUUUCCUUGCGAUUGCCAGUUUUUAAACCCCAUGUGAUAUGUCAGCUGGAGCGAGGGGAAGGACCCUGGAUAUCAGAGACAGACGUCCCACAAGUCAUUUGUCCAGAUUCCAUUAUGCUGAAGACAAGGUGUGAAAACUUGGAGUGGACUUCAAAUCUGGUCGGUUCUCUAGGAGAGUCUGCUAAGGAGAUAAGCAGCAAGAAUAAUCCCUUUACUUCCAAGUUGGAAGGAACGUGGGAGUCUGACGUCAGGUCAGAGAAGCAGAAGGGGCACUGGAGCAGACAAUCCAAGGAAGUACCAAGAAUUCAGAGAAAAACUAAUGAUGAGUUAAAUGUUCACGAAUGUAAUACGCUUGGGAGGACUUUCAAUCGAGUGCCACUCAUUUUUCCGCCACAGAGAGUUCCAACGGGAAAAAUUCUCCAGAAAUAUGAUACACUUGAUAAGAACUUCGAAGAGUUUUCAGACCUAAAUAAAGAUACUAGAAUUCCCUCUUCUAUUUGUAAGUAUAGUAAAUGCAGGAGGCCCUUCACUUACCACUCAGAUCUUAUUCAGAAUCAUAGAAUGCCUACUACACAGAGAUCACAUGAAUGUCAUGAAUGUGGGAAAUCCUUCACUAACAACUCAGUCCUUAAAAAGCACCUGAAAAUCCACACAAGAGAGAAGCCCUGUAAGUGCAAUGAAUGUGGCAAAGCCUUUAAGCAGAGGCGCUCUGUUUAUGAACAUCAGAAAAUUCAUUCUCAGAGGAGAGAGAAACCCUAUAUGUGUCAUGAUUGUGGGAAAUCCUUCAGUUGUAAGUCUAUACUCUGGAUUCAUCAGGGAAUUCAUAGCAGAGAGAAACCCUACAAAUGUAAUGAAUGUGGGAAAACCUUCAAGCACAAGUACUUGCUUACUGAUCAUUUGAGAAUUCAUUCUGGAGAGAAGCCUUAUAAUUGUGCUGACUGUGGGAAAACAUUUACCCAUAGGACAUCACUAUUUAUGCAUCAAAAAAUUCAUGCUGGAGAAAAACCAUAUAAAUGUACUGACUGUGGGAAAGCCUUUGCCUACCGGGCAACACUUAUUGAUCAUCAGAGAAUUCACACUGGAGAGAAGCCUUUUAAAUGUACUAAAUGUGGGAAAACAUUCAGCCGGAGAUCAUCAUUUAGUGCUCAUCAGAAAAUUCAUACUGGUGAAAAACCAUACAAAUGUACUGAAUGUGGGAAAGCCUUUGUCCACAAAGGAACAUUUACAGAACAUCAGAUUAUUCAUACUGCAGAGAAACCUUACAAAUGUAAUGAAUGUGGGAAAACUUUUAGUCGGAAAGGCUAUCUUACUGACCAUCAGAGAAUUCAUAGUGGAGAGAAGGUUUUUAAAUGUACUGAAUGUGGGAAAGCUUUCAGCCUGAGGCCCUCACUUAUUAUGCAUCGAAAGAUUCAUACUGGAGAAAAACCAUACAAAUGUACUGACUGUGGGAAAGCCUUUUUCUACAGGGGAGCAUUUAAUGAACAUCAGAGAAUUCAUAGUGGAGAGAAGCCUUUUAAAUGUUCUGAAUGUGGGAAAGCCUUUGCCAGCAGGGGAAUACUUAGCAAACACCAGAGAAUUCAUAGUAGAGUAAAACCCUUUAUCUGUCAUGAAUGUGGAAAAAGCUUUAAUAAGCAGUGCCAUCUUAAUAGCCAUGAGAAAAUUCAUAUUAGAAAGAAACCUUUUGAACAUCCCAAAUGUGGGGAAACAUUCCGCUAUAAGAAAUUGCUUACUCUACAUGAGAGAAAUGAUACUGAUGAAAAAGAUUUAGAGUGUAAGGAGUGUGGCAAAAUCUUCAAACAGAGAAGUUAUCUUGCUGUUCAUCAGAUGAUUCAUACUGGAGAGAAACCUUUUGAAUGUACUCAGUGUAAGAAAGCUUUCAGCCAUAAGGCAGCUUUUAGUCGGCAUAAAAAAAUUCAUACUGGAGAGAAAUCUUUUAAAUGUGCACAAUGUGGGAAAGCUUUCAGCCUAAGUUCAUCUCUUAUUCGACAUCAGACAGUUCAUACUGGAGAGAAGCCUUUUGAAUGUACUCAAUGUGGGAAAACCUUUGCCCUCAAAAGAUACCUUGUUGUACAUCAGAGAAUUCAUACUGGAGAGAAACCUUUUGAAUGUACUCAGUGUGGGAAAGCUUUCUGCCACCGUUCAAAUCUUGUUAUACAUGAGGGAAUUCAUACUGGAAAGAAGCCUUUUAAAUGUACUGAUUGUGGGAAAACAUUCCGCCAAAGCAGGUCUCUUACUAUACAUCAGAGAAUUCAUACUGGAGAGAAGCCUUUUGAAUGUACUCAAUGUGGGAAAGCCUAUACUGUCAGAGGAAACCUUACUGUACAUCAGAAAACUCAUACUGGGUAGAAACUCUAUAUGUUACGAAUUUGGGAAAGCCUUCAGCACUACCUUACUACAUUGGAGACAUCAGAGAAUUCAUAAUGAAGAGAAACCCUUCAAAUGUGCUGAAUGUGGAAAAUGUCCAACCAGAUGAGAACUUAACAUCAGAAAAUUCGUAGAGGAGAGAAACCUUUUGUGUGUCCUGAAUGUGGGAAAGCUUUCAAUCAUAAGAUGUACUUUGCUCUACAUACAGCAGCAAAAUCCUAUAAAAACCAUCAGGCAGAGGGAAUAUCAUCCUCUAAGGCAGAGAGCUCACAUUGCAUUCACAUCUACAUGGUAAUGAACAUGGUAUAUCCAUCAGCAACAGCUCAGUCCUUAAGAAACACCAGCUAAUUCACAGAGGGGAACCCUGUAAUUGUAAUAGAUGUGGGAAAAGUCUUCCCUUAGUUUUGUCUCAGUCCUUGGGAAGCAUCAGAAAAUUCAUAAUUGAGAGCACCCUCCAAAAUGAAUGUGGGAAAGCCCUCAACUGGAGCUGCCAUCUUAUUUCUUUAUUCUUUCUAGGUGGAUUGUCAUACAUUAAGAUAAUAAUUUGUUUUACCUUCCACUCCACUGUACCGAAAUAUUGAACAUAUUUAUCAUUCUACUUUGAGGGAAGUUAAUAAUUUGAAUAACCAGUAUUUCUAUGUGAUCCAUUCUUCUGCCUCUGACAGACCCCAUUUCUCAAGGACAGGCAGUUUCUGAAGGAUUUGAUUGAAUGAGAACAUUCCCAGCCUCCAAGGCAUCUGCUCAUGAGCCAAUCACGUCCGACUCCACAUGACUUCAUUUGUGGUUUUCUUGGCAAAGUUGGUGGAGUGGUUUUACCUUUUCCUUCUCUAGCUUAUUUUGAAGUGACUUAUGCAGGGUCACAUGACUAGAUGAGCCUUCCUGACUCGAGGCCUAGCAUGGUAUCCACUACACCGCAUAGCUACCCUAAACCUUGCUUUUGUUUACCCCUUAAACAGAAACCAGCUUGAGCUAUGGCUGCCCCCAGGGGAUGACGCAUGCUCUUGGUUUUCCAAAUCGAAAUUUUGGGUGACCUGGUCUCCUACAGCAAAGGCAAUACAGGAGAGAACCUGAUUGAGAUAGCUUAUAUUUUUCUAGCCAGGAUUACUAGAGGCAACUGGGUCACAUAACGAACAUUCCUUAAGUUCCUAAGAGGUGUGUAAUCAGCCACAUCUGAAAGCCAUCCCAUUUUCCCUAGCUGCAAACUGUUCCUUUCACCUAAAGAUUGGUCCUGUCCUCAAUUCUCCUCCCCCCUCCAUUAAUGAAGUAAUUGGGAGGAGCUGAGAACUAUUAACCCACCUCCUUAUUUAAAUAUCCAGAAGUGAUUGCACUGCCUUUACUAGGGAGGUCCAAAUGAUGUUCAGUCUUUUUUCAGUCAUGUCUGACCCUUCAUGACUUCAUUUGUGGUUUUCUUGGCAAAGA
Molecule: messenger RNA, 4040 nt
Organism: Vombatus ursinus (common wombat)
Lineage: Eukaryota; Metazoa; Chordata; Mammalia; Diprotodontia; Vombatidae
Product: zinc finger protein 665-like
Exons: 5
Coding region: 108-2603 (831 amino acids)
Biological process (GO): regulation of DNA-templated transcription
Source: RefSeq, a predicted model, not a curated record